Molecule: messenger RNA, 545 nt
Organism: Danaus plexippus (monarch butterfly)
Lineage: Eukaryota; Metazoa; Arthropoda; Insecta; Lepidoptera; Nymphalidae
Gene: EMC5
Product: ER membrane protein complex subunit 5
Exons: 3
Coding region: 144-494 (116 amino acids)
Cellular component (GO): plasma membrane; EMC complex; early endosome
Source: RefSeq, a predicted model, not a curated record
GUUUCUAAAUGUCAGUCCCUGUGACAGAAGAAACAAGACAACCGACAUUAGAAAAUUACUUGCCUUACAAGAUUCUUAAACUAAUCAAUAAAGUUUAUAUUUUGACAUUAUAUUAGGGAUAUUUUUGAAUACUAAACAUAAAAAUGGCAUCAGUCUAUAAGAUAAUAAUUAUUGUUGGAUUUAUAUCAUUAUUUCACGCAGCCUUUUCAGCUGCUCAACAUCGUUCAUAUCUCCGUAUAUCAUCACUGGAGUUCACAACGCUACCAUUAGAUAUCGUAAUACAAGCAGUACUAAGUCUAUUUGCUGUGAUGUGGGGCGUACUGAAUGUGUCUGGCCAACUUCGUGAAAUACCAGCCGCUGCUAAAUUGAACCUGAUCAAGUGGGAAAACCAGAUGAAUAUAAGCUCAUUUUACAGUUUCAAUCACAGAGGCCGGGGUCUAGCAUACAACUACGGUGCAGAUCCAUGUAAAGAUGUCAUGGAAAGUUUAGAAUAAGGACAUUAAAAUGGUGUAGGUUUUAUUAAUACAUUAUUAAUUUAUUGGUAA